Synchiropus splendidus (mandarinfish) is the source of this 3216-nucleotide messenger RNA. It is a transcript of the gene aco2, whose product is annotated as aconitase 2, mitochondrial. Gene Ontology annotation, cellular component: cytosol; mitochondrion. Gene Ontology annotation, biological process: tricarboxylic acid cycle. NCBI's taxonomy places the organism in Eukaryota, Metazoa, Chordata, Actinopteri, Syngnathiformes, Callionymidae. The transcript is spliced from 17 exons. Bases 33 to 2381 code for a protein of 782 amino acids. Gene Ontology annotation, molecular function: 4 iron, 4 sulfur cluster binding; aconitate hydratase activity. The record is from RefSeq and is a predicted model, not a curated record.
CUCCUCCCGUCACAUCUUUGUCAGUGAACAAAAUGGCAACCUACUGUCUGACAGUCGCUAGGCUUCAGCUUGUGCUGGGCCAUGGGGCUCGCCGUCUCCACGUGUCAGCUGCCUACAGAGCAUCAGCCAAAGUCUCCAUGAGCCGCUUUGAGCCCAACUCCUUUGUCAACUAUGAGAAGCUGCAGUCAAAUGUUGAUAUUGUGCGCAAAAGACUCAACCGUCCUCUUACUCUGUCGGAGAAGAUUGUCUACGGCCAUCUGGAUGACCCUCACAAUCAGGACAUCGACCGCGGCCGCACCUACCUGCGCUUGCGUCCAGACCGUGUGGCUAUGCAAGAUGCCACUGCACAGAUGGCCAUGCUCCAGUUCAUCAGCAGUGGUCUGCCACGAGUGGCCGUGCCCUCCACCAUCCACUGUGACCACUUGAUAGAAGCACAGACUGGUGGAGUCAAGGAUCUUGCCAGAGCCAAGGAGGUCAACCAGGAGGUCUACAACUUCCUGUCGAGUGCAGGUGCCAAAUAUGGAGUUGGUUUCUGGAAGCCUGGCUCAGGCAUCAUCCAUCAGAUCAUCCUGGAGAACUACGCUUACCCAGGUGUCAUGCUGAUCGGCACAGAUUCCCACACACCAAAUGGUGGUGGCCUUGGUGCCAUCUGCAUCGGAGUGGGAGGAGCUGAUGCUGUAGAUGUGAUGGCUGGAAUCCCUUGGGAGCUCAAGUGUCCAAAGGUAAUCGGCGUACGAUUGACUGGAUCCCUCUCUGGGUGGACCUCUCCAAAGGAUGUCAUCCUGAAGGUGGCUGGAAUUCUUACUGUCAAAGGAGGCACUGGAGCCAUUGUGGAGUAUCAUGGUCCAGGAGUCGACUCCAUUUCCUGUACUGGAAUGGCAACCAUUUGCAACAUGGGAGCAGAAAUUGGUGCCACAACCUCAGUGUUUCCCUACAACCACCGCAUGAAGACAUACCUGGAGAAGACUGGUCGUGGAGAAAUCUCUGCUCUGGCUGAUGAGUAUUCUGAUCUGCUGGUGCCAGAUGAAGGCUGCGAGUAUGACCAGAUGAUUGAGAUCAAUCUGGAUGAGUUGAAGCCCCACAUCAAUGGCCCCUUCACCCCUGACCUUGCUCACCCCGUGGCCAAUGUUGGAGCUACAGCAGAGAAGAACGGCUGGCCCCUGGAGGUGAAAGUUGGCUUGAUUGGUAGCUGCACAAACUCCAGCUACGAGGACAUGGGCCGCGCCGCCUCCGUGGCCAAACAGGCUCUGGACAAAGGCCUCAAGUGCAAAGCUCAGUUCACUGUCACCCCUGGGUCUGAGCAGAUCCGUGCCACUAUUGAAAGAGAUGGAUACUCAAAGAUUCUCGGUGAUGUCGGCGGUGUGGUUCUGGCCAAUGCCUGCGGACCUUGCAUUGGACAGUGGGACAGACGUGAUGUGAAAAAAGGAGAGAAGAACACAAUCGUCACAUCAUUCAACCGAAACUUCACUGCCAGGAAUGAUGCUAACCCUGCAACACAUGCUUUUGUCACUUCCCCUGAGAUUGUUACAGCCUUGGCCAUCGCAGGAACCCUGAACUUCAACCCUGAGACCGACUACCUUACUGCUCCUGAUGGGCAGAAGUUCAAGCUGGACCCCCCUAACGGAGAUGAACUCCCUGCCAGAGAUUUCGACCCAGGCCAGGACACCUAUCAGCACCCACCAAGUGACGGCACCAGCCUCAAGGUGGACGUCAGCCCUCAGAGCAACCGUCUGCAGCUCCUGGAGCCUUUUGACAAGUGGAGCGGUGGAGACCUGGAGGACAUGCAGGUCCUCAUCAAGGUGAAGGGCAAAUGCACCACUGACCACAUCAGUGCUGCUGGCCCCUGGCUCAAGUUCCGUGGUCACCUGGAUAACAUCUCCAACAACAUGCUGAUUGGCGCAGUCAACAGUGAGAAUGAUGCGGUGAACAAGGUGAAGAAUCAUCUGAACGGAGAGUACGGAGGCGUCCCAGAUGUGGCUCGACACUACAAGGCCAAUGGCCUGUCAUGGGUUGUUGUUGGUGACGACAACUACGGUGAGGGUUCCAGCCGAGAGCACGCUGCUCUGGAGCCAAGGCACCUGGGUGGACGGGCAAUCAUUGUGAAGAGCUUUGCCAGAAUCCAUGAAACUAACCUCAAGAAGCAGGGCCUGCUUCCUCUGACCUUCAGCAACCCCUCAGACUAUGAUAAGAUCCGCCCUGAUGACAAGCUCUCCAUCAAAGGACUCAAAACAUUCACUCCCGGAAAGCCUCUGACCGCCGUGGUGAAGCACAGUGACGGCAGUGUGGACACAUUGGAACUGAAUCACAGCUUCAACGAGACGCAGAUCGAAUGGUUCCAGGCUGGAUCUGCCCUGAACAGGAUGAAGGCGUUGCAGCACUGAACAAGAAGUUUUGUGCCGCGGGAGGAAAAGCAUUGAUGAAUUAUUAAUCAUAGUUCUACCAUAAUCUAUCCUAACAUUGCAGGUUAGAUUCAGCCGAUCCGUGUCCAGUGCAGUGUUUCCCUGAAUGUAGUGCUCACUUUCUGAGGCACUAAUGGUGACAGCGUAUUGCUCAUACUGAUGUAACACAGUUAAAUCUCUGAAUUGCAGUUGUAGUGAAAAUGAAAUCAUUUAACCACAUCUGCUCGCCACGUUUGGCUGUAGUUUCCAAGUUCUCCCAGGAGGGGGCUCUGUCUACAUCACCAAACUGAUUAUUAAGUUUGAGUUGAAUCAUGAAGCUAAACUGUCAAAUCCAAAAACGUUUAUCCAGUGAUCAUUCAGCUGUUUUAAAGACCGUUUCUUGCCUGUUAACUGAUAUCUAUGACUGUGCAGUUAUAACGCAGCUCACCAACUCAGAUUUCGUGCUGUAAACACAUUUCCCAUCAAGCACAACCAAUUGAGGAGGUCAAAAACAUAGUUUUCUCCUGUUUUAUUUUUCUAUAUUCACUCCAAUCAAUUCAGCUGCUGCUUGAUUUUAGGUUUGUUCUUGCUCCGAGGGAAGAGCCUUGUGUCCAUCACAUGUCAUUUUUGUGUGCGAAUUGGCCCAAAUAAUGGUGUCCCAUGUCUUGGGUCAUGGGUGGCUGAUCAGUUUGGAUGAGAAGCAUGGAUUGAACUUCACACAUGCUUUGUGGAAAGUGUCCAUAUUUCUUGUACAAAUUUUCAUUCAGUUUUCUCCCAGAUGAUCUUUUAUGUUACAGACAUGCCUGUGGGUUGUAAAAUAAAAAUCACAGAUAUUGAA